This is a messenger RNA of Hippocampus comes (tiger tail seahorse), 2880 nucleotides long. Its product is annotated as calcium/calmodulin-dependent protein kinase type 1D-like. The record is from RefSeq and is a predicted model, not a curated record. NCBI's taxonomy places the organism in Eukaryota, Metazoa, Chordata, Actinopteri, Syngnathiformes, Syngnathidae. Gene Ontology annotation, molecular function: protein kinase activity; ATP binding. Bases 136 to 1536 code for a protein of 466 amino acids. Gene Ontology annotation, biological process: protein phosphorylation. The transcript is spliced from 13 exons.
UUGUCACACAGUGUUUAAAAUUCAACAUUUUUCAAUGUCCGUUUGGUCUAAUUUUAGUGUGACUGCUCAUCUCUGUUGUGUUCAAGCAAGGCCCCGCCUCUUCCUCCUCCUUCGUCCCCCUCCUCCUCCAGGUAUAUGCACCAUCCCUGUCAUGCUUGUGUGUGCACACGGUGGGAGAGUCACAGCAGACCCACAGCAGCAACUCUCUUGACAUCCCAGCCGAGGCCCGCUGCAGACAUGGGGCGUCAGGAGGCCGACAACUUGUGGAAAAAAGACACGCAAGACAUUCAGGAGAUUUUUGACUUCAUGGAGGAGUUGGGAUCGGGGGCCUUCUCCGAGGUCUUCAUGGUGAGGGAGAAGAAGACGGGAAGGACGUUCGCAAUGAAGUGUGUCAAGAAGAAACAAACCAGGGACCUAACUUUGGAGAACGAGAUCGCCGUGCUCAGGAGAAUCCAACAUGAGAAUGUGGUGGGGAUGGAAGAUUUCUAUGAAAGUCAGACACAUUUCUACCUGGUCAUGCAGCUCGUGUCCGGCGGCGAGCUCUUUGACCGCAUCCUGGACCGAGGUGUGUACUCCGAAAUGGACGCCAGUCGCGUGAUCCAACAGGUGCUGCAUGCAGUCAGCUACUUGCAUCAAAAUGGCAUCGUGCAUCGAGACCUCAAGCCGGAGAACAUUCUGUACUACAGCCCAGAGGAGAACUCCAAGAUCAUGAUCAGUGACUUUGGCUUGUCCAAGAUGGUGGACAAGGGUGUUAUGUCCACUGCUUGUGGCACUCCAGGAUAUGUUGCUCCUGAGGUCUUGGCACAGAAGCCUUACAGCAAGGCAGUGGACUGCUGGUCUAUUGGAGUGAUCACGUACAUAUUACUGUGCGGCUAUCCUCCUUUCUACGAAGAGAGCGAGACGCGCCUCUUCUCCAAGAUCAUGAAGGCGCAGUAUGAGUUUGACUCGCCCUUCUGGGACGACAUUUCCGAAUCGGCCAAAGACUUCAUCCGAAACAUGAUGCAGAAGAAUCCCCUCAUGCGCUACACCACUGAGCAAGCGCUCAGGCACCCCUGGAUAAUCGGAAAGACGGCCCGCAGCCAGGACAUCUACUAUUCAGUCAGCGUGCAGAUCCAAAAGAACUUUGCCAAGUCCAAGUGGAAGCAAGCCUUCAACGCCGCCGUGGCCAUCAACCACAUGAAGAAACUACAGCUGGCGCACGCCGCGGCCGAGCAGGUCCCCAAGGCCGUUCAGAUCCCGGACAUCCACCUGGUCAAGGCAUCUUCCCCGGUCUCGCAGCGCAAGCGUCUCGAUGUGCACGGCGACCUGGAGACCGAAGGAAAAAUAGCGUCCCCGAACCACAUGAGGCUGCCCGCCAGCCACGUGGACCUCAAGUGCCACUUCUACCCACUGAAGACCAGCCACAGCACACAGCACGCGCCCACCAUCGCUGAGACGGGGAAGAACAUCUACCACUCAGAGCCCGCCAACCUCAACGGCUGUGGCAAAAACAGAAACGGAAAGAUCCUUCAGACCAGCGUUUGCUCUGUCAUGUGAAGCUUGGAUCAAGUUUACUUUGAGAACAAGUACUCUCUUCUUGGUAGGUCACGUUGCUGCGCUGUGCAGCCCAGCAGCAUCCGGCUGUUUUAUGUCUACAGCGCCAUCUGGCGCUGACAAUCGGAAGCGGUUGAUUUUCUGCCUGACCUGAGACGUCUGCAUCUGCAAGGGCUGCGCUGCAGCCAGUGGGCCACAUUUGUCACAGUGAUGUCGUCAUUUAGUUACGAAAGUGCCUAGGAGGCUUCCCCCAAAGAUCAAGAGUAAGCAGCAGACAUUUGCACGAAAUGCACCCAAAUGUCUUGAUUUGACAUGGCGAUCAAAGAGCAAUAUGAUGGUUUGCUUUAAGUAGGCUACUUUGCUCCCGGAGCUCUUGCGCGUCAUAUCAAGAUUUUGGUGAAAAAUAUUACGCAACCAAACGUGUUAUUGGGGUCUAAUUAGUGCGAUCCGGGAAUAUUCUACAGGAGAAAACGCAAGCACAUCUGCUAUUCAGAGGUUGUUUGUGGAGCUGUUUUUGUCAGCAUGCUUUUGGUCUCUGUUGUUUUUGUUUACUUUCUUGAAGCAGUAAUGUGUAUAUAUUCACUGUUAUAUGUGUGUGGAAGUGAUUCCUUCAUGAAGUGUUCAUGAAAUAGACCCCCUUGAAAUGGUUUUGUUUGGCCAAAUGAAUCACCAUUUGGACUGAUUUUUACAGGUGCCACAAUGAAUCGAUAAUUCUCGAUUAAGUAACCAUUAUCGAUUAAGUGACAAUUGAUUGCUGGGAGACCUUGUUUAACCCAAAAAUCACUUGAUAGUUUGGGCCGGGGCGUCGCCGACGGUCCGCAAUCCGCCGGGUGCGUGACGCGCUGUGUGACAGGGUCUCCCUCCACACUCGAUGGGCCCUUCGCAGGUGGAGCUGCACAGAAGGGAUCUCCACUUGUCCCUCCUGAGAUGGGAAUAGUGGAGUUUGGUAACCAUAGGCAGAUAUGAAUAGAAACCGACCAGUAGCUGAUCAAACCAGAGUAUUGUGCGCGUACUCCACCCCGGGCAGAUGGACAGCCCAAGACGAGGGACGCUGGAGAUAGCACCAUCGAGCCUCAAUCCAACAGGCAGACUAAGCGGAUGAUUUCCUUUCUUCAAAAACUCAUCAGAUUUUGCAAACAUUUUCAUCCUGUUGAAAAUGUAAGAUCUGUUGCCUCAGUGGCACCCCCUGGAUUUCUUUCGGGAAAAUUUAGUCGACGAAGCCACUUUGUAGCAGCAUGAAAUUCACAAGGCACGUCUACUUCAAGUAGAUGCAUAAAAAACAGAAGUCAUGUUGGAAAAAGGCAAAGUGUUGUCUGGCAUUUGGGAAUUAUUUUGACCAUUUCCUGU